AGUUCCUUGAAUGUAGUCGAGAGGGCUGGUCGUCACGUAACGUCAACAUUCGCGGUACGCAUGAUAGUGAAACUUCGUAGAAUUAUUUUUAUCUGUGAACGAGUUUCAGUGCUUUUGCCAAUUUUCAUUAAUUAUUUAUUUAAAACAAUGGUAGCGUUCACGUGUUCAAAAUCCAUGACGCCGAAUGAAAAUUCUGGAAUUAAAUAAGGGAUCUGCAGCAAACUAUAUGAAAAGAGUCUUAACAAGAGAAAAUGAACUCAGAAACAAUAAACGACACCGCAAAUGCUUCGAGACCUGUAGACUCUACUCGUGUUUUUGGCCCUCAAAGAGAUACACUGUAUAUAGUACUGCCUAUUACAAUUAUCUAUACAUUUAUAUUUGUAUCAGGGUUAUUGGGUAACAUAUUCACGUGUAUCGUAAUUGUACGCAAUAAAAAUUUGCAUACUGCCACCAAUUAUUACUUGUUCAGUUUGGCGAUUUCGGAUCUCUUAUUAUUAGUGAGUGGAAUGCCACAAGAAAUGUAUUCUAUAUGGUCCAAGUGGCCAUAUGUCUUUGGGCACACAUUCUGCGUCAUCAGAGGCCUGGCUGCUGAAACUUCGACUAACGCUAGCGUCUUAACGAUAACAUUAUUCACGAUCGAGAGAUACCUAGCUAUAUGCCAUCCAUUUGUUUCACAUAAGAUGUCAAAACUUUCCCGGGCAGUGAAACAUGUAGUUUUAUUGUGGGUCGCAGCCCUUGCGCUAGCAUUACCGCAGGCUCUUCAAUUUGGAAUACGCCAAUACCAAGGUGUGAUCAUGUGUCUACAAACCCGUGUUAUAAUUGAACACUCUUUCGAAAUCUCGACAUUUCUCUUUUUCUUAGCGCCAAUGGUUUUAAUCACGGUGCUUUAUUCAUUUAUUGGACUAAAACUCAGAGAAAAAAGUAAUGUGAAAGAACAAAAUCAGAAUGAUUUUGAAUCAAGUAUUAGGUAUAGUCACAAGAUGUGUCGGAAGCCAAGUCAAUCAACGCGGAGAGUCAUCAAAAUGUUGGUGGCAGUGGUCGUCGCUUUUUUCAUCUGUUGGGCUCCUUUCCACGCGCAACGUCUUGUCGCUAUCUACGGCACCAACGAAAAUCACCUCGCAAAAUCCCCGAUCCUGUUCUCAGUAUACUUGUUCUUGACUUACAUCUCCGGAAUCUUCUACUACAUGUCGACGUGCAUCAAUCCUAUCUUGUACCACAUCAUGUCGAACAAAUUCAGAGAUGCUUUCAAGAUGACCCUGUGCUGCUGCGGGACGCGCAAUGAUACCGCCGUCAAGCGCUCUUCGUACACGGCCAUGGCAUUCGUGCGGCAUCCGACGUCCAGCGGCACUUCCAAUUCAGGCAACUCGAUCAGAAACGAGACUAACCUUCAAUCCAAGACAAGAAGAACCAACAGUAGAGAUAAAAUCCUCAAUGGCGCUCACGUGUGCGGUAAUGGAACCCUGUCAAGCACGACCGUCGCCAAACCAGACAGCCGAACCAACGGAGAUCGCCUCUUAGAUAGAAACCUCAUCAAUGAAACAUACUUCAACACGAACUGUUAACCGACAUCAGAAAUUUUUUUCACGAAAGCUACUCAGAGGGCAAUCAAUUUUAAUAAUAACCACAAAUAGCAAACAGAAUAUCCUUUAAUGAGUAUGUUUUACGUAUUUUACAAUUAGUUAGUAUGAUAAAUUCAAAUACAUUCCGUUUUAGUAAGUAAUUAAAUAAGUGUACGAUAAAUAAAUUGAACUUAUUGAUUUUUGAAUGAAUAAAAACGAUUAGUGGAGGAAAAGUGGAUCGUCCUAGCUUUGACAUAAGAACCUCUUUGUGGCGUAAGUACUAUAGUGUAUGUGUAAGUACUAUAUGUAGGCUUGCUAUUAGUACAUUGGGUUACUGUAUUUGAACCAAACAUCGAUUUUAUAUUACAGGGUAUAACAAAAAAUGUCCGAUUCGUAUGACUAUUACGUUAGACAGGUAUUGUGAGACAAAUAUGGUUCAAUUUUAAUUCAUUGAAGAAGUGAUUGUGGUAAUAGAUUGCAUAGGCGCUACCUUCAACGAUUUAAUAAAAUUGUAUGUAUCAUCAUCCAUUUUUAUCUUAUUGUUUUUGUAUAUCAUGAGAUAAUUACUAAAAUGUGCAGACUAACUUUCAAUUUAAAAAUGAAUUUAUGUUAAUUUACAAUUGUGGCGUAGAAAAAUGAUUAACUCAUUGUUUGUUCUGAAUUAAAUAAUGUCAAUUGUAUGUAUGUAUGUGUUGUGUGUAUUGUAAAGUAUAUAUUACAGUAAAAAACUAUUUGUAACUUGAGUUUCCUCGCAUUUUUUGUGUUUAAAUUGAAGCUUUGUUCAGGGUAUGUUAAAACUUCAAGGAAGGUCAUAUUACGAUUUUUGACGCGCAAGUCAACAAAUAUAUAAUAUAUAUUUUAGAUAGUCACAAGUAAAGCGUUAGGUACCAAAAAAUUUAGAAAAAAUUAAGUCUCAUUAUAAUUUUUAAACAGUAAUGUAAUAAUAUCCAAUAAACAAAUGUCGGUUGCAAAGUUUCCAACCAUUCAAUUUAAGCAUAUAUGCUUAAAUUAAUUUUAAAUUAAUGUAAUUUUAAAUUUAUAUUUACGCCAAUACAAAUAUUGUCCUGAAACAUCCCAUUUAUUUAUAUAAAGUACAAAUUUUUGUUCAAUGCGAAUAGAAAAUUAAAUUGAGAA
This is a messenger RNA of Bombyx mori (domestic silkworm), 2693 nucleotides long. RefSeq names its product diapause hormone receptor-1 (gene Dhr-1). The record is from RefSeq and is marked provisional. NCBI's taxonomy places the organism in Eukaryota, Metazoa, Arthropoda, Insecta, Lepidoptera, Bombycidae. Gene Ontology annotation, molecular function: neuromedin U receptor activity. Gene Ontology annotation, cellular component: plasma membrane. Gene Ontology annotation, biological process: neuropeptide signaling pathway.